AUGGCUUCUAAGAACACUAACUCCUCCUUGCACAUCGUUUUAUUGUGCCUUUGCUGGUACCUGAUCUCGUCGCUAGGUUCUCAAGUUACAAAGAAGAUUCUGACGAUAUACCCAAAACCUCUCUUCUUGGGAGAGUUCCAGUUUAUAUACACCGCUUUGUUGGCUUCUAUUUGUUGCCUGAUAGGCCAAAGGUUCCAUGGCUUUUACCAAUGUUUUCCCAAUGGCACAUUUCCACGCUAUUACAAUAACAUGGGAGAAAGGAGACAGAUUGACUGCAUUACCAGGCCAUCGAAACUCCUCCUUUUUACCAUCGUACCCUUAAGCUUUUGUCAGUUUGUCGGCAAAUAUUUUGGACAUACAGCAACCUCACUAGUGCCCGUUUCCACAGUAGCCAGUAUCAAGACUUUGUCACCAAUCUUUAUUGUUCUGACCCAACGAACGCUGAAUCUGGGUAAGGUGCAAUUGGGGAAAACAGCUUACUUCAGCUUGCUAUGUUUAAUCGUUGGAGUUUGGAUCAUUGUUAGGAAGGAUUAUGAGCAAAAAAAACCAAUUUCUACGAAAGGUCCAAUAGAAUUGGGCGCCUACUCUUCAUAUGGUAUAAUCUGUGCCAUCUGCUCCAUGUUGAUCUUUGUAGCACAGAACAUAUAUGGGAAGAGUGUGUUUACCUACCAGAAGAAAGUCAUUUCACAGAAGAUGGAUAAUGCCAAGGCUGAGUCUCCUCUGCCGAGCUAUGUCACAAGGAAAAGUACAAGUUGUGAGCGAAAAAACUAUGAUAAACUAACGCUACUCUUGUACAUCCCACUUGUCGGCUUUUGUCUAUCAUUUGGGUGGUUUAUGACAUUAGAAUUCCCAGACAUUUGGAAUGAAUGUAAAGUGGCUGGCUUUUCCGCAAUUCCAUGGAAGUUGUUCUUCGUGAAUGGAACGUUCCAUUUUCUGCAGGCUAUGAUAACCUUUCAUCUACUCGGUGAAAUCUCAACGUUAAGUUAUUCCAUAGCCAAUUUGAUGAAAAGAAUUGCUAUAAUAGCUGUUAGCUGGGCAUUCUCCGGGAUGCAAGUGACAACCUGGCAAAUCCUUGGUCUACUUCUGAAUGUUUUUGGCUUAUUCUUGUAUGAAAGAUCCAAAAGCGGCACUAUACAGGAGAAGAAAAUCUGA
This is a messenger RNA of Torulaspora globosa, 1152 nucleotides long. RefSeq lists its product as uncharacterized. Gene Ontology annotation, cellular component: endoplasmic reticulum; Golgi apparatus. Lineage: Eukaryota; Fungi; Ascomycota; Saccharomycetes; Saccharomycetales; Saccharomycetaceae. Gene Ontology annotation, biological process: phosphoenolpyruvate transmembrane import into Golgi lumen. Gene Ontology annotation, molecular function: phosphoenolpyruvate transmembrane transporter activity; antiporter activity. The coding region runs from base 1 to 1152 and encodes 383 amino acids. The record is from RefSeq and is a predicted model, not a curated record. The transcript has a single exon.